Molecule: messenger RNA, 2019 nt
Organism: Condylura cristata (star-nosed mole)
Lineage: Eukaryota; Metazoa; Chordata; Mammalia; Eulipotyphla; Talpidae
Gene: DCP1B
Product: decapping mRNA 1B
Exons: 9
Coding region: 1-1884 (627 amino acids)
Biological process (GO): deadenylation-independent decapping of nuclear-transcribed mRNA; deadenylation-dependent decapping of nuclear-transcribed mRNA; positive regulation of catalytic activity
Cellular component (GO): P-body
Molecular function (GO): mRNA binding; enzyme activator activity
Source: RefSeq, a predicted model, not a curated record
AUGGCGGCCGUGGCGGCGGGCGGCCUGAUGGGGAAGGGGCGCGACAUCAGCCUGGCGGCCCUGCAGCGCCACGACCCCUAUAUCAACCGCAUCGUGGACGUGGCCAGCCAGGUGGCUCUGUACACUUUCGGCCACCGGGCCAACGAGUGGGAGAAGACUGACGUGGAAGGAACCCUAUUUGUUUAUACAAGAUCUGCUUCUCCAAAGCAUGGGUUCACCAUCAUGAACAGACUGAGCAUGGAAAAUCGAACCGAACCCAUCACGAAAGACCUGGAUUUCCAGCUCCAGGACCCUUUCCUUCUCUACAGAAAUGCCAGAUUGUCCAUUUAUGGAAUUUGGUUUUAUGAUAAGGAAGAAUGCCAAAGAAUUGCAGAGCUUAUGAAAAACCUAACUCAAUAUGAACAGUUGAAAGCCCAUCAGGGAGCUGGAACAGGAAUCUCCCCAAUGAUCCUCAAUUCAGGAGAGGGCAAGGAGGUAGAUAUCUUACGAAUGCUCACCAAGGCCAAAGAUGAGUACACGAAGUGUAAAGCCUGUUCUGAGCCAAAACAGAUAACCAGUUCAUCUGCCAUCUAUGACAACCCCAAUCUCAUCAAACCAAUUCCAGUGAAGCCCAGUGAAAACCAGCAACAGCGUAUACCUUGGCCUAACCAGACCUUUGACCUUGAACCCCAACACUUGUCCUUGACAGCUCUCUUUGGGAAACAGGACAAAGCUACAUGUCAGGAAGUUGGGGAGCACCCACAGGUUCUCCACCGGCACCACCACCACCACCAUCACCACCAUCACCACCAGCAGCAGCAGCAGCAAGAGAAGCUUCCAGUUCGGCAGGGGGUUGUCCGCUCCCUGUGCUAUGAGGAACCCAGGAGGCACUCGCCCCCCAUUGAGAAGCAGCUCUGCCCAGCCAUUCAGAAACUCAUGGUCAGGGGUGCAGACCUCCACCCAUUGUCUGAGCUGCCUGAGACCCGGCCCUGCCAAAACGGGAACCCCCAUUUUGUCGGGGAAGUUUUCAUUGGGCCUGGCCAGCUGGGGUCCCCCCAUGGCAUUGGAACAUCUCAUCAUGUGCAGAGCACAGCCAGGACUCAGAACCUGCUAGAGAAGCUCCCUGAUGCCCCCGGGGCAGCAAAUAAGUACCACCCCAGUACAUCAGCCCCUGACUGCCCAGCUACCCCAAGCUUCAGCAGAACCCUCUCUGCUGCCACCCCCGCAGCUGCAGGAAGGGGGAGGGGGCUGACUCAGCCCCAACUGGGGUAUUUCAAUGGCUCCUUCCCACCACCAACACUGGAUCAUCAGCUUCGUGGAAAAGACCAAGCCACGCUUCCACGACAGACACUCCACCUCUCUGGCCAUCAGACUCGGGGCUCUGGAGUGAUCUCCCCUCAAGAGUUACUGAAAAAACUUCAGGUCGUGCAGCAAGAACAGCAGCUGCACGCGGCUAAUCGACCAGCUUUGGCAGCUAAGUUUCCUGUGGUCACACAGACCUCUCGACCAGGGAAACCCUUGGAAUCCUGGAUCGACAAGACUUCCAGCACAGAGACGCAGGCGCCUCUUUUUCAGGCCGUCUCACCUCAGCGCAUCCCUGCUCUGGGGGCGCCUUCUCUGCUCAUGUCCCCCAUGGUGUUCACACACCCUGCCUCCGUCUCACCAAAGGAGAGGGACAGUGGGCUCUUGUCCCUGGGAAGCCACGAACCAGCCGCUGCCUCCACCAGCCUCCUCCUGCCUCUGCAGAGCCCAGAGCCCGCCGGGACCGCCAGCAGCUCGCUCACUAAGCUGCAGCUUCAGGAGGCCCUGCUGUACCUCAUUCGGAACGACGACAACUUCUUAAAUAUAAUCUAUGAAGCCUAUCUCUUCAGCAUGACACAAGCAGCCAUGAAAAAGACUAGGUGAAACAUUUUAAGGCCCCCCAGCCUCAAGGUUCUUUCAUGCCACACGGUGUUCCCGAGAAUGUUUCUGCCUUUUAAUAAAGUAUGUGUCAUAUCGAGUGUUUCAGGUUUUUUUUUUUUUAUCACAUCCUUCACUACA